Molecule: messenger RNA, 2919 nt
Organism: Venturia canescens
Lineage: Eukaryota; Metazoa; Arthropoda; Insecta; Hymenoptera; Ichneumonidae
Product: E3 ubiquitin-protein ligase RNF13-like
Exons: 8
Coding region: 514-1905 (463 amino acids)
Source: RefSeq, a predicted model, not a curated record
GGAAGAAAAAAGGCAGAAGAAAAAACAGAGCGAGAGAGAGAGAGAGGAGGAGGAGAAAAAGAACACCUUGGGACAUAAUGAAAAAUUGUUAAGUUUUUUCUGCUCCUUUCGCUGUUAAUUCGGAUCGGAAAAUCGAUGAUUGAACAUCGUGAAAAUUCCGUCCUUAUUGAUCCGCCGAAAGUUUACGAUAUUUAUUCUCGCGUGUGUAAAAUCUGUGCGUGACGUUUCGGAUGUGAGGCCAAAAGGGAAUUAACUGAAAAAUUGUCAAUUUCGAUGUUCGAUUUUUUCGUUGCAGGACACCCUCGAUGUCCGAAUGGGAUGUGUCAUCAGCAAAACUACCGAGUAAAUUUAACGACACGUAAUGAAUCAUAGGAUGAAAGUCCCUACGGGAAAACAGACGUAAAUAUUCAACCAUCGAAUAAGCGCAAUAACGCGUAAUACGACAAAACUCAUUUAUACGAGAAAUACAAAGAAGCAAAAACGCCAAAUCCGAAGACAACAAAACCUCAAAAAAUGCCACAGUGUUGUCACAGUCACAGAGAUCAAAUAUGGCUGACUUUUUUGACCGUUUGCAUUGCUUGCGCAGGCGCAGACAUUCUCGUUUUUUCGUCCAUAUCUAGGCAUCAAAUUGAAGCAGAAUUUAGGGAUGCUCCUGCCAGAUUUGGGGGCCUCAUACCCUCUGAAGGGAUCCAGGGGAUGGUCACUUACGCUGAUCCACCAACGGCGUGUCACGCGAUAGCCAGUCCUCCAAGCAACGCCACAUUUGAUGGCAAUUGGAUAGUCUUAAUAUCGCGGUACAAUUGCAGUUUUGAGGUUAAAAUCCGCAUGGCACAGCAGGCUGGAUUCGAUGCAGCAAUCGUGCACAACGUGAAUGACAGCGAAUUGAUUCCAAUGUCUGCUAAAGAUCCCAUGGGAAUAACAAUACCGUCAGUAUUUGUCAGUGACAUAUCCGGGCUCAUACUGAAACAAAAUUAUUUGUACAAUCACAUGUAUUUUGUCCUGAUCAACGACGAUCUUCCCUUCAACAUAAAUACCCAUUUGUUAUUGCCGUUCGCAAUCGUCGUCGGCAUAUGUUUCCUAGUCAUGGUUAUAUUCAUGGUCGUCAGAUGUAUCAAGGAUAGAAGACGACAACGUAGGCACAGGUUGCCGAAUUCAAGCUUGAAAAAAAUUCCCACGCACAAAUACACGAAAGGCGAUCCUUAUGAAACUUGCGCCAUUUGCCUCGACGAUUAUAUCGAGGGCGAAAAGUUGAGGGUUCUGCCCUGUGCCCAUGCCUACCACACAAAAUGUAUAGAUCCUUGGUUGACGAAAAAUCGACGAGUGUGUCCAGUGUGCAAACGGAAAGUGUUUGCAGCCAAUGAAAGAGUGGUAACGGACAGCGAGAGUGACUCUGAUGCGGAUGAUUCGACUCCGUUGAUCCGGGACGGUCACCAAGGUACGCAAGGCGGAACAUUCGCGCCGCAGCGUGAGAACCCUUUUACGAGGAGUGAGAAUCUGUUCUCGCGGAGCGAGAGGCCAAGAAGGAGUCAUCGGCGAGGUUCGAACGCGUCGAGUAACAGCGGAAACAGUAGCACGAGUAUCGCCGGAAUCACCGAUUCCUCCGAAUCCUCAAUCACGGAAAGUGGAAGUUCGCGAGUCGGCGGGACUUCGAGCGCUGGACUUUUCCUCAUAUCCGAUACCCACAGCAUUAACGGCGAACCUCCGAUUCUUGAACGUUCUGCGAGCAGUACAAAGCCCCACACGGUCAACAUGUACAGCGAGACGGAUGAGUUCCCAGCAGCGAUCGUUCACGUCGAGCCAUUGCAUAAUUCUUGGCACAGCGCCAUUUCGGCAACUUCGAGUGAACAAUUAUCUUCGACGACGGCCCCCGGCCCCGAGGAAGAAACGAAUGACCCGGUCGCUUGAGUUCAUAUUAAAAGAAUUAACAAAAUGAGUUUCCUGGUCCAUUUUUAAGGGGAAAACAAUCAUUUUGCCCUUUUUUUUACCAACACUCGGUAACGAAGAUAGCAGAUUUUUUAUCACAUUAUCGGGCGCGCGGUUUUUUUCUCUCAAUCAUUGACUGCACUCUUUUGACAAAAUAACUCAUUUUUUUGGCUCGAAACCAGCGUGUUUCUGGCUUCCAGAAAUUUUCCAGAAACUGACGGAAUUCUUUGUUUUAUUUUUUGAAAAUUCACACGAAACUUGUAAGAAAUCGCAGCAACGACGGUUGUAAAUAGACGAAUUUUUUUUUUUCAACUACAGUUUUUCGUAGGUUGUACAUCAAUUAUCUCGUUUUAAUGAUGCAUAUAUAUUUGCAAAUAUUAAUAUGCAUUGAAAAUAUCACGUGUAGAUAGAAUUAUUAUUUGAAACGAUUAUUAUGAGCUUUUUGUUCGUUUAUCUUUUCAUCGGAUAAGUUUUCUCAGAAGGUAAAACGAGAUUGACGAGAGACGAAGAAUUCAAAGGAGUUGGGCGAGCCCCCUGGUGCUUUUAUUCACGGGAAAAUCGAUGUUUUCUUUUUGUAAAACGCUCUUUUUAAUCGACGUAGCGAUGAACGCCUGCUCGAAAAACUGAUAAUCCAAUUGGAUCGGAUUCUGAUGAGAAAUAUUGGAAUCAAAGAAACCCAACAUAGCCGAGAACUUGCUUUCUCUUUUUCGAUAUCGAAUUAAAGUGUAGAAAUGUUUUUUUUUGUAUUAUUAACACUUGAAACUUGCGAGGCAGAUACAGAUAUGGAGGAAUAAAAGGAAAAAUUUUUAAACACCACUUGGUUGGCAAUCUAGCCUGUGAUAAAUAUUUAAAGAAGAAUAAAUAAAUAAUGUAAAUAAUAAGGAUUGUUGAUAUGUGAAUCAUCCAGCUUAAAUUGUAAGGAUUCCUUUGAAUGCAGGACACUGAAUUAUAAACAACAACAAUGAAGAAAUAAAGUUUCCAAAGUUACGCAAUAUA